This is a messenger RNA of Coregonus clupeaformis (lake whitefish), 2992 nucleotides long. Its product is annotated as hypermethylated in cancer 2 protein-like. Gene Ontology annotation, molecular function: DNA-binding transcription factor activity, RNA polymerase II-specific; protein binding; RNA polymerase II cis-regulatory region sequence-specific DNA binding. Gene Ontology annotation, biological process: regulation of transcription by RNA polymerase II. NCBI's taxonomy places the organism in Eukaryota, Metazoa, Chordata, Actinopteri, Salmoniformes, Salmonidae. The transcript has 3 exons. The record is from RefSeq and is a predicted model, not a curated record. Gene Ontology annotation, cellular component: nucleus. Bases 269 to 2011 code for a protein of 580 amino acids.
CGAAGGUUGUGAGAUGAGCAAGAGGAUGGUAAAUUGAGAACGAUUCUACCGAUGUAAUAAGAAACCACACACACAAACAGUAUUGAACAUUAUUUGUCCACAUCAUAACUGGAACUGGACACCUUUCUUGCCGAAGAUUGAAGCCAGCUUUUGUAUGCUAGCAACAUACUGUUUGGAGAGGGAUUGGGGAGGAUGAGGGAGUGGAGAGGAUGAUGAGGCAGUGGGGAGGUGUUGCUUGUGUAGGAAGAGAGAGAAAAGGAAGGUGGAAAUGGAACUGCCAAAUCAUGCCAAACAACUGCUGCUGCAACUCAACCAGCAGAGGGCUAAGGGCUUCCUGUGUGACGUCAUCAUCGUGGUGGAGAACGCUCUGUUCCGAGCCCACAAGAACAUCCUAGCAGCCAGCAGUAUAUACUUCAAGUCCCUGGUUCUCCACGACAACCUCAUCAACCUGGACACAGAGAUGGUCAAUCCCUCGGUGUUCCGACAAGUCCUGGACUUCAUCUACACGGGGAAGCUCCUGUCCUCAUUGGACCAGAGUAGUGAGCAGAACUACAGUGCCCUCUUGACUGCAGCCAGCUACCUCCAGCUCCAUGACCUCGCCGCGCUGUGCAGGAAGAAGCUCAAGCGAAGCGGCGGCAAGCCCCUGCAGGGUAAACCUUCCACCUCGGGUCCGCUCAGCCGACUGCGCCACAACAACCAGCGCCUCUCGUCCUCUGCCCCUGCCGCCUCCAACAACCACUACACCCCUGCCCCCUCCGACGCAGACCAGCCACAGCCCGAUGACGGCCUCCGGGACAAGCUCUCGGACGAUGAGAUGUUCAUCGGGAGCACCGCCGGGAAGAAUGGGACCGGCGGGAGCGGUAGUAAUGGAAAUCUCAGUAACGGUUUGAGCAGCAGGGAGCCAGAUCUCGGGCUGGACCUGUCCAAGAAGAGCCCUCCAUCGGCGGGCACCACAACAGACGCACUCAGCCCUCACAGCAACUCCCAGGGUUCCCCUCAAUCUGCCUCAGUAUCCACAACCAACAGUGCCUCACUGGAUGAUUCCACCACCACUCUGCCCAGUCUGGACACCACCGGCCUAGAGCCCAUGGAGCUCAUACCCACCCACAAAGCCCCUGAAGACAGCCAGGCCCAGCCAGACGCUCCCCCGCCCCGCAAGAGCUCCCGCCAGGUAGCCCGCAAGAAGGAGUGGCCCAAGAGAGAGGCCUCUGGCCUGAAGGCUGAAGAUCGUGACCGGCCCCUGGUCAACGGUGUGAUCGUGGGACCUAAAGAGGGCCGCUCAUCCAGUGGCGUAGGCGGGGACAGUGGGUGCAGCUUUGCCUCAGACCAGUCCUUCCAGUGUAAAGACGAGGAGGAAGGAGGGGAGAAUGGGCAGGAGCACAGCGACCAGAGCGGGCAGAGUGAUGGAGAGAGUGGAGGAGGAGGGCACCACAGCGCCAACUAUGUGUACCGGCAGGAAGGGUUUGAGCCAGCAUUCGGGGACAACCUGUAUGUGUGCAUCCCCUGUGGGAAGGGCUUCCCCAGCUCGGAGCAGCUCAACGCACAUGUGGAGACGCACACAGAGGACGAGCUCUACAUCAAAGAGGAGGGAGGGGCCUUUGUGAAAGAGGAAGAAGCUGAGGACCUCUCGGCCCCCGUGGCUCCCACCACAUUCGGCAUCUCCGAGCCACGGCCCUUCAAAUGCACCGUCUGUAGUAAGAGCUAUAAAGACCCGGCGACCCUGAGGCAGCACGAGAAGAGCCACUGGCUGACUCGACCCUUCCCAUGUAACAUCUGCGGGAAGAUGUUCACCCAGAGAGGCACUAUGACGCGCCACAUGCGGAGCCACCUGGGCCUGAAACCGUUUGCAUGCGAUGAGUGUGGCAUGCGCUUCACACGACAGUACCGGCUGACGGAGCACAUGCGCGUCCACUCGGGAGAGAAGCCGUACGAAUGCCAGCUGUGCGGUGGAAAGUUCACCCAGCAACGCAACCUCAUCAGCCACCUGAGAAUGCACACCUCGCCCUCCUAAAACACAACAACAAGCCAAAGAAUGCUUUUUCAUUUUUUCCCCACCUCACAACCAAACAAAUGCACAUGUACACUCAUGCAGAAACACAGGUACACACUCUCUCACACACAUACACAUAAACAUAGAUUUCUAUACACAACCACCUGGCUUAGUGUGUGUAGUAGUUGUCCAGAGUCAGCCUGUGGCAGGAUGGUCUUGGAAAACAACCUCAGCAUGUCCACCACCUCUGGAAGUCGAGACGUGCGGUGUACCUCCCCUUCCCCCCCUCUCUCUGAAGUCACCUAUGGUGGGUGUGAGGGCAUGGACUGGUGGUUGUCUCUCUUAUAUCUUGUAAAUGUGAAUCGAGGUACUGCUGUAACCUCAGGCCCACCUCUUGCCUCUCAGUCCUAAUACACCCUCAACACCUUUACUUGGGAGUAUUUAGGCCUUUGAGUUUUUCAAACUGAUCCCUUCUGGGUGUAUUCAGGGUUCCCUCUAUACUCCAACCUCAUUGGUCAACCAAGAAGACCAACUAUAUCAUGCCUCCUUUUUUAUUUAAACAGGUCUAAUAUUAUUCACUCUGUCAAUGAUGUACACUACAGGCAAUAAUUUCAAAGAAUGUGUUUUUGUUGUAACCAAACAGCAGCUACUGUAUAUGUCCAAUGCUAAUGUGAUUGAACCUGGAGAUAAUGGGGAUGUCUGCAUUAGGAUGUUGUUGGCCAUACCCAUGCUUUACCUAAAAGUUUGAUGUCUGAGUUUCCAGAUGAGUUUCUGACUGAUCAGGGGCUCAAUUUCGUUUACUCCAGACACACACUCACCUUAAAGUCUCCACUCUACAGCUGGUCUCUGAGUAAGAGAAAGAGGGGAGGUGGGGUUAGUCAUUUUGCCCGCGAAAGCUCAUCCUGGGGUAAAAAAAAUAAAAAAUAGAGGUACUUGUUUUACUGAAAUAACCUGUAAUGUUUCUGUGAAUGUUUAAACUGGAAGGUCUUCGAAUGUUUCAUC